AUGUCCAGAUAUAAUCUCGAUGAGUGCACAAAGAACAAUGCCGCUUGUCCUCAAGGAUCCAACUGCAUAGAUACACCUGGUGGAUACGGAUGUACAUACUGCUCACCUGAUGUAAAUAUUUUGGGUGGAGGAACAUCAAUCGCGCGCAGUAGAGGGAUUACACUGACCAGUCGACUCAACGUUAGUGCAAACUGCGUUGACAAACGUGUUGAGUAUAUAUGGGAGUUUUUUCCACCCAGCGGAACACGGUGGCAAGUUCUUGCCGAUGUUGUUUCCACAAAAGCAGACCUCCUGGUUGCUCCCAGAACACUCCAGUAUGGCCUAUACCUGUUUAGACUAUCUGUGCUUGUGACUGAGACUACUACCGGGGCUGUAGUUUCGGGUAUAAGUCAUAACACAUCGGUGAGCAUCACGCCCUCCCCUCUCAUUGCUGGAAUUUUGGGAGGGGCCAGAAGGCAGGUUGGAGUUGGGAAAUUUACCAUAGAUGCGGCCACGCUGUCAUCGGAUCCGGACGGCAUCAUAUCAAGGAGCGCGGACCUGGACUAUCGCUGGUCUUGUGAUCCUAUCAAUGGAGAUUGUCCUGCAUUGCAUGGAGGAACCGAUGGUCUCCUUACAGUAAAUACCAACCGGGGUUCACUUAACUCCGAGCUGACGUUUACUGUGGAGGUGUCUGCACCCAACAGGGGCAGUGCUUCUGCGAGUCAGGUCAUAGAGGUUGUUCCUUCGACAAUUCCACAGUCAUCAAUCAUUUGUGACACAACCUACGGAACCUGCGGCCCCAAAAUCAACUCCGGUGAAAGGUUGAGGCUAUCCGCGCUGUGCAGCAACUGUCGAGCAGAUCCCAACAACUACAGGUACAACUGGACAUUGGUGCAGACACAGGGAGUGGCUACGACUUGGACAGACGAAGACUGGAAGGCAAACAUACUGAAUGACAGAAGUCAAGACUACGUGACGUUCAGGGCAGAGAUUUUCGAUCCGCAAGUCCAGUACACUGUGACUUCUACAGUGACGGACAGUAACACAGGGGAGUCUGGUUCUGCCGAGUACUCUUUCACAGUUAAUCAGCCACCAACUGUAGGGACCUGUGAGAUUCAUGAGUUAGGCAACGCAGCUGGAUUCUUUCAGAUACAGUGUCAAGGUAAUGAAAAUAUUCUAUGA
Messenger RNA from Branchiostoma floridae (Florida lancelet), 1161 nucleotides. RefSeq names its product sperm receptor for egg jelly-like. Gene Ontology annotation, molecular function: calcium ion binding. The record is from RefSeq and is a predicted model, not a curated record. Lineage: Eukaryota; Metazoa; Chordata; Leptocardii; Amphioxiformes; Branchiostomatidae. The coding region runs from base 1 to 1161 and encodes 386 amino acids. The transcript has 5 exons.